Brienomyrus brachyistius is the source of this 2228-nucleotide messenger RNA. It is a transcript of the gene hgh1, whose product is annotated as HGH1 homolog (S. cerevisiae). The record is from RefSeq and is a predicted model, not a curated record. NCBI's taxonomy places the organism in Eukaryota, Metazoa, Chordata, Actinopteri, Osteoglossiformes, Mormyridae. The coding region runs from base 160 to 1296 and encodes 378 amino acids. The transcript has 7 exons.
CUAGCCGGAAAUCCUGCCUCAAAGUCCUACUGUCAUUGGACGAACAUGGCGUCAAUCUCAAACGCGGAACAGCGCUUAUCCUUCUCGUUGCUGUCUGGGCAGACAUGUGAUCAGUAAUUUAGGAACAAUAAAAUCGUUAAUAAAUAAAAUCAACUUAAGAUGCUGAGUGACAGAGAAGCUAAAGAAUUGCUAAAUUUCCUAACUUUGGAAACAAGGCCGGAUGUAAAGGGUCAGGCAACGGAGUACAUUCUUGGUCUCACUGGCACCAAAGACGGCUGCAGAUACCUACGGGGCAAACCGGAUUUCCUCAAAGCUCUGCUCACUCUCACCAGUGACCUGUCUGUGGCUAUCGUUAAAGACUGCUACCAUGCCCUGAUAAACCUAUCUGCGGAUGAAACGCUACACAGAGCCCUAGUGCAGGAUGCCAAUAUCCUGCCUGUCUUGUUUUCCAAUCUCCUGGACCCUACGUACAUGUUUGCAGACCGAAUCUGCACCAUUUUGACCAACCUCACACGACAUGAAAAGACCUGCAAGGACGUCUUCAAGGUUUUUCAAGAAGAGCACAUUGGUCUGGCUAAAAUAGUUGAGAUCCUGUGCACGGAUGAUUAUAAUAAAACGGCUUCCCUCCACUACCUGGGCCCACUCCUGUCAAACCUCACACAGCUGCCAGAGGCCAGACAGUUUAUCCUUGACAAGGAAAGGUGUGUGGUUCAGCGUCUCCUGCCGUACACGCAGUAUGAAGCAUCGAUGGUCAAACGGGGUGGAGUCAUUGGAACUUUAAGAAACUGCUGCUUUGACCACGCCUAUCAUGAGUGGUUGCUAAGUGAUGCCGUGGACAUCCUGCCAUUCCUGCUGCUGCCGCUGGCGGGACCAGAGGAGCUAACGGAGGAGGAGAAUGAAGGAUUGCCUGUGGAUUUGCAGUAUCUUCCUGAAGAUAAAAAGAGAGAGGGGGACCCGGAUGUUCGUAAAAUGCUAAUCGAAACUCUUCUCUUGUUAACAGCCACCCAGGCGGGCCGUCAGAUUUUGAAGAGUAAGAACGUGUAUCCCAUCAUGAGGGAGUUUCACAAAUGGGAAACGGAGCCGUCCGUCAUCUCCGCCUGUGAAAAACUGGUGCAGGUCCUAAUUGGGGAUGAACCAGAACCUGGAAUGGAGAACCUGAUGGAGGUGGAGAUUCCCGAAGAUGUUGAGAUGAAGCUGCAAGACCUGGACGCAAAGGAGCAGGAGCAGAUUGAGAAAGAGCAGGAGGAAUUGAUCAGGGCUGCGACCGAGGAGAACACUGCUCGUGAACAGAGUUAGCAUGAAAGAGGACAGAACUGCAUGGAAGCUGGAACCCUUUGAUGAAUUGUGCAUACACUAUACCACAAAGAGAUGUAAAGGCAGCAGAUAGUUUUCUAAGGAUUAAAACAUAUUUUAUACUAUAGUUAAUUAUUUUGAAUGCAUUUAGUGUCUGGACCUUAGUCUGGUCAAGGUUAAAGUUUCUAAAAACCUAAGAAUACUGUUCAUAAUCAAUGUAAAAGACAGGAAACUUAUCAGGCUAUUGACAAGAUGGGCUGUGAAGUUACUUACGAUUAUACUUUGGGAUAGUAAGACACUAUUACACAAGGUUGGCUUAGGAGUGGCAAGUCAGCAGUAUCCCCGAAACUCCACGCUAAUGCUGGAGACUUUAUUAGCCACCAAAGAGAGAAGCGAAUGCAGACAUUAGCUCCACAUUCUGGCUGAUUUUUGCAAGAUGAGGACAAAAGCCACUCGUGUGUGGAGUUCUGAAAGAACCUCAAGUAGGUUUCUGCGCACCUACAGAAAGUUCUGUCUGUGAUACGCGAAAAUUAGACUCUCUGUUGUCACAGACUUUGAAUUUCAAAGUACAUCCUGAAUUUCACGACUUGAAUCGGUAUAAAUAUUUAACCGUGGAGUAGAGCAAGAAGAAAAAAAAAAAAAUCAAAAGUGGGAGCUGAAAUUCAAUUUGUCAGAUGUACGCUUUUUCCAUAUUUGAUCAUCACAGAGCGAACCCUUAUUAGUACUUUACCACGUUGUGAUUCUUGCUUCUGAGGUCUGUGGCCAACUUAUAAUUCUGGCAGAUCCUCUUUGGAAAAAGCACCUGUUUCCGAUUCCUUGGCAGGACAGUGAUGGCCGUCCUCUCAUCUAUUCAUCCGCCUACUCACAGCGCUCUCGGUAUUCCUAGGCCUUUCCUUCUGGCGCUGUCUGCAAUAAAACGAUUUCAGAGAUCAGAA